CCCCAGGUCCAGUUGAAGAAAAAGAGCCCCCAAGCAUGACGCUGCCACCAGCGUACCUCGCUGUAUAGCCCCCCCCCCCAAAAAAGAAAUAAAUAAUUGGAAAAUAAAUAAGACAAUGAUCUCAGAAGAGGUGGAGUUUGGAACCGACACUUUGCAAUGGUUAUUGUUUAAUCUAUCCGGAGCUUGGGCGCAAUGCACAUUUGAAUCUGAGCACCUGACGGCACUGCUAAACUUUGAGCCCUGAAGAUUCCAAUAAGCUCCACCCGGUAUUCCAAAUUGCCAGGUUCAGCGGGGAAAAGGCAUCUAUCUCCUGACUGUUGUAUAACAAGACGGUGAUAAGGUUUAGGGAGCUCUCCAAUUUCCAGAAUCUUCGGGAACUCUUUGGUGCUGCUGACAAGGAGAAAGGAGCCGUCAUGCUAAGUAAAGAUCUUCCAGACAUCGAGAGCAUCUUGGCUCUGAACCCAAGGGUCAAGACUCACGCUCAGAUCAUGUCCACGGCGAGCAAAAAGAAAGAAAAGAAACACUGGAAGCGCAAUCCUGACAGGGGCUGUGAUUCCUGUGUUAAGUUAGAGAACAACUUUGAUGAUAUAAAACACACAACCCUGAGUGAGCGGGGAGCUCUUCGAGAAGCUCUGAGGUGUCUCAAAUGUGCGGAUGCUCCCUGUCAGAAGAGCUGCCCCACUAACUUGGACAUCAAGUCAUUCAUUACAAGCAUCUCGAAUAAGAACUACUAUGGAGCAGCGCGGGCCAUCCUGUCUGACAACCCUCUUGGUCUGACCUGUGGAAUGGUCUGUCCCACAUCGGAGCUGUGCGUUGGGGGCUGCAAUCUGUACGCCUCUGAGGAAGGUCCCAUUAACAUUGGAGGGUUGCAGCAGUUUGCUACUGAGGUCUUCAGUAAGAUGGGCAUCCCUCAGAUCCGAAAUCCCGAGCUCCCGCCGCCUGAUGAGAUGCCGGAGUCUUACCACUCGCCCAUUGCUCUUAUUGGCUGUGGCCCGGCUUCUAUUAGCUGCGCGUCUUUUCUUGGCCGCCUCGGAUAUAAUAACAUCACCAUAUUUGAGAAACAAAAAUACACCGGAGGGCUAAGCACAGCAGAAAUCCCCCAGUUCCGUCUUCCAUAUGAGGUGGUCCAGUUUGAAAUAGACUUGAUGAAGGACCUGGGAGUCAAGGUCGUGUGCGAGAAGGGUCUCGGUAUGAACGGAAUGACUCUGACUUCUCUGAAAGAAGACGGAUUCAAGGCAAUCUUCGUUGGAAUCGGGCUCCCUCAAGCCAACAGAGCCAAAAUCUUCCAGGGUUUAUCCACGGAUCAAGGCUUCUUCACAUCCAAAGAUUUUCUGCCCAUGGUGGCCACGGCAAGCAAGAGAGGGAUGUGCCAGUGUCGCUCCUCCCUUCCUGAGUUACGAGGAGCGGUGAUUGUCCUGGGUGCCGGCGACACCGCCUUCGACUGCGCCACCUCUGCCCUCCGCUGCGGGGCCAGGAAAGUGUUUGUCUGCUUCAGGAAGGGAUUCACCAACAUCCGGGCUGUUCCUGAGGAGAUGGAGCUGGCGAAGGAGGAGCAGUGCGAGUUCCUCCCCUUCCUCUCUCCACGAGAGGUCAUCAUGAAGAACGGGCGCGUCGCCGGACUGCAGUUUUGUCGCACUGAGCAGGCCGAGGACGGAAAUUGGAUGGAGGAUGAAGACCAAGUUGUGCGCUUGAAGGCGGACUACAUCAUCAGCGCCUUUGGUUCCAUGCUCAGCGAGCCGGCAGUGAGCGAGGCCCUGUCUCCGGUCAAGCUGAGCCGUUGGGGUACUCCUGAGGUCAACACAGAAACCAUGCAAACCAGCGAGCCCGGGGUGUUUGCAGGAGGUGACGUCGCCGGACUGGCAAAUACCACGGUGGAGUCCGUGAAUGAUGGCAAACAGGCCUCCUGGCAUAUUCAUCGAUACAUACAGUCCCUCUAUGGCCAGACAGUGGAUACGGUUCCAAAGAUGCCGCUAUUCUACAGCGCUAUCGAUCAGGUGGACAUCAGCGUGGAGGUUUGCGGAAUAAAGUUUCCCAACCCAUUCGGCUUGGCCUCUGCCCCUCCCACCACCAGCGCCGCCAUGAUCCGAAGAGCUUUCGAACAAGGAUGGGGUUUUGCCUUGACCAAGACGUUCGGAUUAGAUAAAGACCUGGUUACUAAUGUUUCUCCUCGUAUCGUACGCGGUACCACUUCCGGUCACGUCUUUGGACCGGGUCAGGGAUCGUUCCUCAACAUUGAGCUGAUCAGUGAAAAGACGGCAGCCUAUUGGUGCCAGUCAGUGGCUGAGCUUAAGAAAGACUUUCCCAAAAAUAUUGUGAUCUCCAGCAUCAUGUGUGGUUACAACCAGGAAGACUGGACAGAACUAGCUCAGAUGGCUGUGAAAUCGGGUGCUGAUGCUUUGGAGUUGAACCUGUCCUGUCCUCAUGGGAUGGGAGAGAGAGGCAUGGGGCUGGCCUGUGGGCAGGACCCUGUGCUGGUGCGUAACAUUUGUCGCUGGGUGCAAGCUGCUUCUUCCAUCCCAUUCUUUGCCAAACUGACCCCAAACGUUACCAACAUCGUCGAUAUUGCCAAGGCCGCCUAUGAAGGUGGAGCAGAUGGAGUUACAGCCACAAACACGGUUUCAGGCAUGAUGGGACUGAAGGCAGAUGGCUCACCCUGGCCGGGUGUUGGAGCUGGCAAACGCACCACAUACGGAGGGGUGUCGGGUAACGCCAUCAGACCAAUUGCUCUCCGAGCCGUAUCAGCCAUCGCCAGGGCACUUCCCGGCUUUCCAGUUUUGGCCACCGGGGGAAUUGACUCAGCAGAAACCGGUUUACAGUUUCUUCAUGCUGGUGCCUCCGUGCUACAGGUAUGCAGUGCUGUUCAGAACCAAGACUUCACUUUGAUCGAGGACUACUGUGUGGGUUUAAAGACCUUGCUGUACUUGAAGAGCCUUGACAUGAGCGCCUGGGAUGGGCAGUCUCCUCCAACAGAGAGACACCAGAAGGGAAAACCCAUUCCGAGACUGGAAGAUCUGGUUGGACAGAGUCUUCCAAGUUUUGGACCAUACCUUCAGAAGAAGACAGAGGCCAUUGCACAGUACAAGAAACAGCUCAAAGAAGCCGGUGGUGCAGAUGUGAUGGAAGCCACCGUCGCCAAAAUGAAUGCACCUAAAAAAACAGUUCCAGCUGUCAAGGAUGUGAUAGCAAGAGCGUUGCGCCACAUCGGGGCCUAUCAAGAGCUUAACAACAUGGAACAGGUUCAGGCUCUGAUAGAUGAGGAGAUGUGUAUCAACUGUGGGAAAUGUUACAUGACCUGCAACGACUCUGGCUAUCAGGCUAUCACGUUCGACCCUGAGACCCAUCUUCCAUUUGUAACUGACAGCUGUACAGGAUGCACUCUCUGCCUGAGUGUCUGUCCAAUCAUAGACUGCAUCAAGAUGAUGGACAGGACAACACCAUAUCAACCCAAGAGGGGUGUCCCGAUUAAUCCAGUGUGCUAAAGCACACUUUCCCUUCUUUGGCCUGUAACAAAUGGCUGAAAUCUGUCACAACACCGAUAGAUGCUUGUUUUUGAUGAACAGAGUGCGAUUCUUCAUGAAAUUCUGUUACCUUUUGAUCAGCAGGCACUUCUUUUGUGGCUUGUGUGUUCUGAAGAUGUUUUUGUUUUUUCUUUUAUUCCAAGGAGCAUCCUGAAAUAUACUUUUACUGUCAGGUCUCUAUAAAGCUAUUACCUAUGGAAAUCACGGGAUUGUUACAUAUUCAUACGGUAAUGUCGUUUGGAUUUGUCGACCUGCAGUUUGAACUGAACAAAAUCAUACAUACAUUUUAACAUUUUGACAUGCAUUAACUGUUGUGAUCAGCAAUUUGUGACCCAAAUUAGCAUUUUUAUAACUAUCAGCAUUUGUGGUGAUUGGGGUUUCAAAAUUAACAAUCUGUCUAGGAAAACUGUUGAUUAAAAAAAAUUGGUAUUUUAUUUUGAAAUGAGAAUGUAUAAUUACUGUAUAUUCCUUUAAUUCAAGAAUACACAUGUGCCAGGAUUCCCUUCAGGAUCAAUAAAAUACCUACUUCGA
Hippocampus comes (tiger tail seahorse) is the source of this 4049-nucleotide messenger RNA. It is a transcript of the gene dpydb, whose product is annotated as dihydropyrimidine dehydrogenase b. Gene Ontology annotation, molecular function: uracil binding; dihydropyrimidine dehydrogenase (NADP+) activity; iron-sulfur cluster binding. The record is from RefSeq and is a predicted model, not a curated record. Gene Ontology annotation, cellular component: cytosol; cytoplasm. NCBI's taxonomy places the organism in Eukaryota, Metazoa, Chordata, Actinopteri, Syngnathiformes, Syngnathidae. Gene Ontology annotation, biological process: uracil catabolic process; thymine catabolic process. The coding region runs from base 414 to 3479 and encodes 1021 amino acids. The transcript has 25 exons.